GCUGGGGUGUAAAAUGGAGCAUAUUGACGUGCGACUGACAACAGACGCUGCGUAAAUCCCACAUUCACUCCUGUUCCACACGGAUCGCAUGUGCUGAAGCGGGACUCGAGAGGUGUGUGUGUGUGUGUGUGUGUGGAUAGACGUGUGUGAGCGUGUGUCCGCUGGCACUUUGACACCCGAACGCAUUGUGCGCGCACGGUUCCGCUCAGACAGGCAGACAAGUCAAGUACGAGAAAGCCGCGUGUCAUUAAAAUCUCGUCUACGGAGCCUCCGCUGAUCGCGCGCGUCAUUACGCUACAACUACAACUCCUCGCGGCGUUUUAGCUGCCGCCGCCGUCGACGGAACCCCAAAGGCGCACACACCGAGCGAGGCGCGCGCAAAGGUGCGAGAAGGACAGGCCAGUCGCUUGGGGACAAUGGGACCGUCCCCGCGCUGUUAACCAGGCGAGAAAUCACACACGCAAAAAAAAAAAGCGGCAUGACCCAAACGGAGCUGGUCUGAACUGCGAGGGGGAUCCGCCGUGGAUUAAUUGCGGCCGCAUCUGACCGGUGAGAGGAAGGGAAGAAGAUCCGAUCUUUUUUUUUUUUUUUUUUAUCAGCGUGUCCAAGGGGAAAAGCUAACCCGCACCAUGGGUCGUGGAGACAGCCGUUUGGAGACCUGGCAGGUGCUGCUGACCAUCUCCAUGCUCAUCAUCCCUCUGUUUGCACAUAACGGGCGGCAUUCACUGGCCAGACGCCAUCCUCACCACAACCACUCGUCCGUCCACAAGGAGGCCUUGGACACCAGGAUGGUCCUCAGUGACGACUCAGCAGAGCGUGAGCACCUGAUUGGGGCUGGAAUCGGUGCCAGACUCCCGCUCAGGUCCACCAGGCAUCACCACUUCCACAAGCACCAUCACAUGGAUUUUGUGGAGGAGGACCAGCAUGGGGAGGAGCUAACAGCGGGAGGGGCGGGGCCAGACCAUCCCGGGAACCCGCUAUCCGAUGACGUAAUCACGGUGGCGUUUCACAGUCCGGCGCCAGAUGUUGUGCCCGCCGACGUCACUCUGGAUUGGGCGAAAACCCCCAAAGCUCAAAAGCAGAAAGGCGGAGACCCCAAUAAGUGGACCCUGAAUGAUUAUUACGACUACCUGUCUUCUGACAACGACGUCUCGGCGGUAGAUACUACCCCAGAACCUGAACCCACCCCUUCACCUCCGCCUGACAUGCUGGAUGAGAAUCCGCUCCUGACAGGUUCUCCGGCUGUCCGCGAAAAUGUAAAGCCAAACUCCAACAGCGGGUCGUCUUUGCCGGCCCCUCCUAUGCAGGGACCGGACAACAACGACGGACUGGGCGUAGGUGGGGCCAUGGGUGCGGACGGCUGCAGGCUGGGCUUUCUGCUGUCUGGCCCAGGAGUUUGCGUCUCUCAGUGCGACGUUGAACCAAACUUUUGCUUCAAUGGAGGGGUGUGCACCGUGGUGGCAGGAACGGGAGCCUUCUGCAGGUGCAACGUACAGGACUACAUCUGGAAUAAGGGCCUGCGCUGCGAAUGGGCCGUCACAGAGUUCCAGGUGCUGUGCGUGGUGGUGGCCGUGGCCUGUUUCGUCUUCCUCCUGCUCUUCAUGAUCGUCGUCUUCUUCGCCAAGAGCCUGUACCGCCUCAAAAACGAGAACAUGCGCCUUCGCAAACGCAGUAAGUACCGCCACCAGAGCAGCGAGCCGCAGACGGAUGGCCUCUCGGUGUCGACGACAGCUGACGGGUCACAGCCAAAUGUAAGAAAACUGUGUGACACCCCUCCGCCUGCCCCCCAAGCUCAUACUCACAACCUGGCGUACUAUGACAACAUUAUCUGUCAGGAUGAGCCUCACAAGAAAGAAAACCAAGCAAAGUCCCCUCAGCCCAAGGAAGAGGGGUCUAUGAACAUCCUGAACUCCCACUCCCCCAAGCAUGAGAACAACCGCCCCGCUUCUGUCGUCCACGGCCACACCCCCAACAACACUGAGGAAAACGCGGAGGAUGGCGUCACCAUUGGCCUGGAAGUGCUCCUACCCAAAGAGGCCAAGCUCCACUCGGAAGUCAGCCCACCCCUUCAGUACGAUGUCUUCCUCUACAAGGUUGCCAACAAUGGAGACUCUACCUCUCGUGGCCAGGGAACUGCCCCUAACUUCUCCAUCUCUCAUCCCAUUCCAAAAUCACCCAAAACACCCAAAUCACCUAAACCCACCACGGAGCACCCGUGCCAUAGUCAGGAACCCAUAUCUGGGAGGCACUCCUCACCCAACCGUCACUCCUCAGCGGGUGGCCACCCAUCACCCAGUCGCCACUCAGCCCCCGGGUGUUAUUCCUCCCCUGCCUGUCACCCUGCCUCCCCCCAUGCCUCCUCCCACCAGAAAUGUCUCCCCACCCUCUUGUCUACCCCGCCUCAGCUGCGCAGCCCUCGAGUAGGAGCUCCCAACUCGGGGCGCUCUGCGAGGUGGAGAGACUACCAGAGCGGACCCAUCCGCUCAUCUCCUUCCUCACCGCAUCUCAGCCAGCCUCCUUCAUCACCAUCCAGGGCAAGGUGCGGCGCAGUCAGCACCCGUUCUCUGCCACCUCUCUCCUGACCAAAUGUCUCCUCCAUCCCAAACAUCUACACAUCUAAACGCACAAAAAUCUGUCUUAAUCCAACCCCUGUGGUCCAUUUUGAACUUUUCGUAUUAGCACUCUGUAGCUCUUUUAUAUACUACCCAUCUGUGCACCCUCAACAAACACAUGUUACCCAGAGGGAAAAGGACAUUACCUGGUUCACAAAACUGGAGCUGUAAACUACAAACACAAAUCAUUCUGUUGUUGCUGCCACCUCAGAUAUUGUCUUUGAUGCAAAUAACAGGCUUUCUAUGCUCAGGAUUAAACCACCUCACAAUGAACAGUUGCCACUCCUAUAGCAUGGUGCCAAUGUCAGCAGAGGCUGGGGGUGCAGCUCAAAAAGGCUUCAUACUGUUGUAAACUGUUUUAUAUGA
Messenger RNA from Fundulus heteroclitus (mummichog), 2978 nucleotides. RefSeq names its product chondroitin sulfate proteoglycan 5b (gene cspg5b). Gene Ontology annotation, biological process: nervous system development. NCBI's taxonomy places the organism in Eukaryota, Metazoa, Chordata, Actinopteri, Cyprinodontiformes, Fundulidae. The coding region runs from base 630 to 2582 and encodes 650 amino acids. The transcript has 6 exons. The record is from RefSeq and is a predicted model, not a curated record.